Messenger RNA from Prinia subflava (tawny-flanked prinia), 4335 nucleotides. RefSeq names its product zinc finger and BTB domain-containing protein 8A-like. Bases 305 to 1750 code for a protein of 481 amino acids. Lineage: Eukaryota; Metazoa; Chordata; Aves; Passeriformes; Cisticolidae. The record is from RefSeq and is a predicted model, not a curated record. The transcript is spliced from 4 exons. Gene Ontology annotation, biological process: regulation of transcription by RNA polymerase II. Gene Ontology annotation, molecular function: protein binding; RNA polymerase II cis-regulatory region sequence-specific DNA binding; DNA-binding transcription factor activity, RNA polymerase II-specific.
GAGCGGCGGCGGCCGCGGGGCGCUGGGGCCGAGGCAGGCGCUGGGCUGCGGCUGCAAUCGGUGCGUUGCCCCUUUAAUUGUGUCCCCAGCCCUCGGGCGUCUCUGUCCAACGCCCACGUCAGCAAAUACCUUUUGUUUCUCUCCCGUUCGGGCUCGCAGGGCUCGGGGCUGCGGGAGCAGCGGCGCCUCCAGGCACGGCGAGCCCCGAGGCGGGGCCGGGGAUCCCGCAGCCACCGCCCGCUCCCCCCGGCUCGGCGGCCGCCGCCCGCAGCACCCCGCCGCGUUUCAUUUCACCUUUUCUGGGAUGGAGAUUUCUUCUCACCAGUUUCACCUCUUGCAGCAGCUAAAUGAGCAGCGCAGGCAGGACUUGUUCUGCGACUGCAACAUCCUGGUGGAGGGCAAGGUCUUCAAAGCCCAUCGCAAUGUGCUGUUCGCCAGCAGCGGCUACUUCAAAAUGCUCCUUUCGCAGAGCUCCAAGGAGACGAGUCAGUCCACCACAGCCACUUUCCAGGCUUUUUCUCCUGACACCUUCACAGUUAUCUUAGAUUUCGUGUAUUCAGGCAAACUGUCCCUCACUGGUCAGAAUGUGAUCGAGGUGAUGUCGGCCGCCAGCUACCUGCAGAUGACCGAUGUGAUCAGCGUGUGUAAAACCUUCAUAAAGUCAUCGCUGGACAUCAGCGAGAAGGAGAAGGAUCGCUACUUCAGCCUGUCAGACAAAGAUGUGAGCUCCAACGGCGUGGAGCGGUCCUGUGUGUACGGCGGGGGCUGGAGGGCAGAGAGCAGCCCCCCACAUCCCCACUCCAGCCCAGACCCCGGGACUUGUAUGAUGGGCGGGAACGCUUGGAGCAAUUUCAAUUAUUACCCCACCUCUCAAAGAAAUGCCCAGCAGCAGCAGCUGUCCAAACACGAGCAGCGGCAGGAUUCCCUGAAGAAAUCGCGGCACCUGGGGCUGCAGCAGCCUGCUGACGUGCCCCACUAUAAAUCAAGCAAGCUGGAGGACAGGGCUGCCGAGCCCGCCGGCCACGCCGCGCCGCCCGAGGAGCAGGUCCACAUCGACGCCGAGGUUGAAGCUCCUCACGUGGGCUUCCAGUUUGGGCAGGGGGCUGAGGUGAUGCCCAGGGGCCUGGCGGUGUCCCAGCAGGAGCACGAGUCACCGCGCUCCUCCGGGAAAGCCAAAGCCUCCAAAGCUGAGGAGCAGUACGGGAGCAUGCCCUCCAUCCUGGGGGUCAUGGGAAACUGGGCUGAAGAUGACCUGGCCAGGAUGAGGUUCAAGUGUCCAUUCUGCAGCCACGUGGUGAAGAGAAAAGCCGACCUCAAGCGUCACCUUCGCUGUCACACGGGAGAGAGGCCGUACCCCUGCGAGGCGUGUGGCAAGAGAUUCAGCAGGCUGGAUCACCUCAGCAGCCAUUUUCGAACCAUCCACCAGGCGUGCAAGCCCAUCUGCAGGAAAUGCAAGCGCAACGUGACGGAGCUGACGGGGCAGGUGGUGCAGGAGGGCACGCGGCGCUACAGACUGUGCAACGAGUGCCUGGCCGAGGCCGGCAUCGACAGCAUCCGCAUUGACUUGGAGGCAGAGACGCCCCUGGAGUUCCCCCAGGAUGGGGACAAGGAGGGCAGGUGGCACUACGGGGACGACAACAGGUCCGACGUGGAGAUCGUGGAGGACGGCUCGAGCGAUUUGGUCAUCCAGCAAGUGGAUGACAGCGAGGAUGAGGCGGAGGAGAAGGAUGUGAAGCCCAAUAUUAGGUAGUUGGAAGAUGAGGAUUGGGAAUUUUGUGGAAGAGGGAGAAUGUACUGGCACCAAAUGCCCUCUGCCACUGGUGGUGAUCCCGCAGAGACACGUGGUUGAACAGGUCCAGGCUUGCAUGUAUUUAUGGACACGUCAUUGAGGCCAUGCUGGUUUGUUAGCAGAACCCCCCUGUGUUGUUUUGUUAAAAUAAUUAAUCUUGAAAUUAUGGAUAAACAAGGAAACUGCAGGGUUACGUGGAUAAUUUUUAUAGCAGGCACAUCUCAAAGCUUCUUGUAAGGGAGUGAGGUGUGAAUACUUUUAAAAAGUCGCAGGUUAUUGUAAAAUGCCCGUUUUAUACACUUGGAGAGAGGUGGGGUUUAUAUCAUUGGGGUCUUUAUACUUUUGUGUAAAGUACAAGGGGCUUUUUGGGAAGUGACAAAAACCAGCAGAAAAUCAAGGGAUGGAUGUGUAAAACAUCCACAGAGAGGUUUUUUGGGAGGUGACAAAAGUAUAAAGACACCAGACACACACCACAUAAUCUCCACACCAGACAACCUCUCUUGAGUGCUCAGAAUUGAAAAGAAUCUUCCAUGAAAUCUUCAUAUUAUGAUAAGGAAAAAAGGCAGCUAAUUAAGAAAGAGCAUUUAAAAUGUUUUGGCACUUUUGUCUGGAAAAGGACUUCUGUAAAAUUUAUUAGGAUGAGGUGAAUCUUUAGUAGAUCGUAUGUUCAUGACCUAUUUCUUUAAAAGAAAAUAAGCACAUAAAUGCUUAACACGCCAGAGACAAACUGAUUAAAAAUUUGGAUCACUAAUUGAUGCCAGUAGAUGUUUUAGUCUCCAAAUUAGGAUCUCAGACUGGGCUGUUUUAAUUAGCACUACUAAAAUACUCUUUUUUCAUAUUUUGAAACCUCUCAGAAGUGCCCAGACAAGGUUGGAUUUUUGGGGUGCAGGGCCAGGAGCUGGACUUGGAUGAUCCCUGUGGGUCCCCUCCAGUUGAGGAUGUUGAAUUCUGUGCACAUUUCCCAGUCUGUACCAGUGAGACCGAGAUGUUCUGGAAGUUCUGGAAUUUGUGUCAUUUCACCCACAAUUAGGAGAUGAGUAAUGAUGAAGAGAUUCUGUUUCUCUAACAAAAGAAGUUUUUGUUUUGUUGUUUAGUUUCUCUUACCCAGCACUGUCAGCAGGAGAUGCUCCUGUUGCUCUGCAUUCCUUGGACAGACCCGAGUGUUAUUUCAGUUCUUGGGAUCAUGGAACUCAAUGGCUGUAGACUUAGAAAAUUAUAUCUAUUUUUUUCUUUUUUACAGCUUUGUAAGCAUGUUUGGCUGAACCCCGGGGUUUCUUACACAACGAUCCCAUAUAUAUAGAUAUAUAUAUAUACUAUAUAAUCUUUCCCAGGGACAGCUGAAAAGUCACUAUUUUCUUUUUAGUUGUGUAAAAACUGUAUAACUUUCUUGUAUCAUCAUGGCCAGAGAGUGCAGCAUUUUCAUUCCAGGCUGCAGGUGACCAACAAAUGACAACUUGAGAACUUUAUGCUAAAUUCAGUGUAUGCAUUAAGCACCUUCCUCUCCAUGGGAAGCAUGGAAAUGGUGUUUUAUUGUUCCUACAAAAAUUAUAAUUUAUUUGCUUAGACUGAGGGAGGGGGUGACUUAAAAAUCUUUGUGGUGACCCAGAUGAAAACAUCUUAAGACUUACAUUCGAUUUUAUGGGAACUUGGUCAGCAGCCCAAAAAUGGACUCGAUGUAAAAACAGACAUUUAAUUUCUCAGAGCUUUUAAACUCCUAAAAUGCCUGUUAUUAAAUGACUAAGAAAUAUUCCUGAGCAACCUGGACUAAAUCAAAUACACAGAAGAAGAAAUAUUUCAAAGGAUGUGGAGUAACUUUGCUCAAAGUUCAUCGAUGUUUCCCUUUCCCUUUCCAUUAAACAGUUUGACAACAAUUCCCGGGUAUCAGUGCCUGCUGUCCCGGGAUAAAAAGUGGCUGGAAUUGGUCUGGGUGUGUUUGGGGAUGGAUGAACUGGGAGGGGAAAUAAAAUCUUCUCUCCAGGCCUGAAAUCUUAAGUGUCAACUGCAAAGGUCAGGCUAUUAAGUGUUUCUUAAUAGUGGGGGUGUUUUUAGAAGUAAAGGGAUUUUUGGAUCAAUACUCAAUUUAAUUAGAGAUCAUAAAUCUAACAGUACUGAGGACCAGAUGCUUCAGGAUGAGAUCUGAAGUGGCUCUAAAUGGAACAAUCUAUCCAUAGGAAGACUUUUACUUUUUAAACACAGGCAGAUUAAUUGUUGAUUUGCUGGGAAAAUAAGGGCUUUUUUCUGGAUUUUUAUGUUGUUUUUCUCAGUAGCAUAAUUAGAUAUCUGUAGUCAUUUUUAAAUUAUCUUGUUAAGCUUGGAGGUUUAGCGCAAGGCUAUGAUUCCCACAGGCCAAUGAUGUUUUUCUGUGUUUUAAAAGUUACCAUUUUUACAUUUGUUGCCUUAAUUUUGGUCGUUGUUUCCUUGUUUUUGUAUUGUAAGACAAGAUAAAUGUUAAGUGCCUUCUGUUUUCCACGUCCUUCAUUUUACAGUCACGUAUUUUCUUUGGGUUUUUUCCCUCUAAAUGAAAAUAUUUGUUUUCUUUUUGUCUC